Messenger RNA from Pimephales promelas (fathead minnow), 1575 nucleotides. Lineage: Eukaryota; Metazoa; Chordata; Actinopteri; Cypriniformes; Leuciscidae. The record is from RefSeq and is a predicted model, not a curated record.
AUGCAAGAAACCAUCCUGGAUAUACAGUCACGCAGUAUGAGAGACAAUCUAAUCUUCUCCGCAUUCCCGAAUCACCACCGAAGACCCGAAAAAUCUGUUAAGGACUUCCUGGUUAAUCAGCUCAAACUUACACCGGAGACUGUGGAGCACAUCACUUUCCAUCGCGUUCACCGUUUAGGACAGAAACACAUCAACUCCACCCGUUCCCGCCCCAUCAUCGCCAAAUUUGAACAUUUCAAACAAAAAGUACUGGUUCAGCGACAAGGACGGCAGCUCAAAGGGACUCAUUACGGACUCAACGACCAAUAUCCACAAGAGAUCAUCCGCAGACGUAAGCUACUUUUCCCCAUCCGCAAGACAAUGAUCAACCAAGCUGAAAAUUCACAUUUAAGGCACCUGGAAGACAUUAAAGAAUCCAUAGAUACUCAGGAUCUCCCAUCAGCCAUAAACACGAUUAAAAAUUAUCUUGACAUGCAAGAUCUUGAAGAACUUAACAUUGGUAUCACAGGGGAGUCUGGUUCUGGCAAGUCCUCCUUUGUCAAUGCUUUCAGGGGUUUAGGAGAUGAAGAUGAGGGCUCUGCCGAAACUGGUGUAGUGGAGACCACUAUGGAACCUAAGGUUUAUCUUCACCCACAACACAACAAUGUGAAAGUCUGGGAUCUUCCUGGCAUUGGAUCACCAAACUUCAAAACCAACGAGUACCUUAAACUGGUUAACAUUGAACGAUAUGAUGUAUUCAUUGUCAUUGCUGCUGAUCGAUUUAAGGAAUGCCACGAACUGCUGGCCAAAGAGAUCACAGGAAUGGGGAAAAAGUUUUAUUUUGUUCGUUCUAAGAUUGACUCUAACAUUGCUGCUGAGAAGAGGAAAAAGAAGGCCAACUUUGAUGAGAAAAAUACACUUCGUUCCAUCAGAGAGUACUGUGAAAACGGGCUGAGAGAGAUCGAUGUGAAGGAUCCUGUUGUUUUCCUGAUCUCCUCCCAUGAAUCGGGAAACUAUGAUUUUGAUCUGCUGGAGAAGAAGAUAGAGGCAGAUCUUCCAGAGCAUAAGAGGGAUGUGCUGCUAUUAGCUUUGCCAAAUAUCACACUGGAGAUUAAUGAGAAAAAGAAGAAAGCUCAAGAGAAACGUAUUUCAAGAGUAGCCUUUCUGUCUGCUUUAGGGGCUGCGGUUCCUGUUCCUGGUCUUUCAAUUGUUGUGGAUUCAGCCAUUAUAACAAAAGAGAUAGAAAGGUAUUUCAAAGUUUUUGGUCUCGAUGAUGAAUCCUUGCAGAAACUCUGUGAAAACUCUCAGAAGAGCAUAGAGCAUUACAAGAGUUUGAUGAAGUCGUCACUGCGUGGUGGAAUAAACCCAACUUUGGUAUUCACUUUACUGAGUGCUGCAUCUCUGGCUGUGGCUGGAGAUGCAGUUGAGUAUGCUAUGAGUCUCAUACCCAUAAUUGGUACUGUGAUUGCCGGAGGAAUGUCCUUUUGCACAGUCUCAGCAAUGCUGCACAAAGCUCUGAAUGAAAUUGCAGAGGAUGCCAGAAAUGUGCUUUUGGAUUCAGUGCAGACUGAAGUGUAAACAGAACGUCACAGACCU